GCUUCCUGCCCCCACGUGGCCUGGCUUUGUGCUGGGCGCGCGGCCCCGCCGCCCCUUUCGCUUUCCCUUUCCCCUUCCCCUUCCCCGCUCCCAUGGCGGCCUGGCUCGGCUGCAGAGCGGAGGAGGGCGAGCCGGAGGACGAGGCGAGCUGCUGGAGGUACGACUCCACCUGGGAAGAGGAAAAGGAGGAGGAAGAGGAUGGCGGCGGCGAUGAAGGCGGCGAGCCGGAGGGAGCGGAUGCGGCCGGCGGGGAGGAGCUGGUGCCGAGCUGGGCGCGGGGCUCCCGGCAGGCCCAGUUCUCAGGCAGACGCAACUGGAAUGCAGCAAAAGACUUGCAGAGAUACAGACAUCAUUACCCGGGUUUGAUAGAAUCAGAAAAUGAUGAGGAAGAAGAGAUGUGGAACUUAAGCUUUUAUAAAAAUGAGAUUUGUUUUUUGCCCCAGGGUUUGUAUAUUGAAACUCUGCUUGAAUCUUGGUGGGACAACUAUGAAGUUCUGGAAGAAAAUCAUUCUUACAUACAGUGGCUAUUCCCUUUACGUGAACGUGGGAUGAACUGGCGUGCCAAACCACUCACGCGUCAAGAAAUCCAGGCAUUUAAGAAGUCCAAUGAAGUUAUGCAACGGUUUAGACGUGCUUAUCAGCUCAUGCUGAGAUUUUAUGGAAUCCUGCUGGUCAAUGAGGAAACUGGAGAACUUAAGAGAGCAGAGAAUUGGGCUGAACGAUUUCAGAACUUGAAUCGGUUUAGCCACAACAAUUUGCGGAUUACGCGCAUCCUGAAGUGCCUGGGGGAGAUGGAAUAUGAACACUAUCAAGUGCACUUGGUAAAGUUUUUCCUAACAGAAACUCUUGUUAAGGAGACGUUACCAAAUGUCAAGAGAAGUGCCUUGGAUUACUUCCUGUUCACCAUCAGAAGCAAACAGAAGAGAAGAGAACUAGUCUACUAUGCUUGGCAACACUUCAAACCUCAAGGCAGCUUUGUAUGGGGACCGCAUGACAAACUCUUGAAGUACAGAGCAUGCUCUGCCAAGUCACAGCUGCACCGAAAGGCUGAAGUCAGACAGGAAACUCCUGAUAAAAAAAGUGAUGAUUCUGUGGAAAAGGAUCAGAACCAGUCUCCAGAGGAAGAACAGAAAGCUGGAGAUGCUGUAGACUUGCAGCCUAAAGUGAACGAUGAAGAUGUAAUAGAGAAGUUAAGUGAAUGUGUUUCGAAGAGAGGGGAUGGUGAAGAGGCUUCAUCUACCCAGCAGGAGGAGAAGGAUAUAAACAGUGAGACUGAAGACGUGCAAGGUACGGCAGAGAAUGAUUGCACCAAGGAGAGCAAGAAGAGAAAACUGGAUGCAAAUAUGGCAGACGCUAGUGGGCCGUUGAAAAGCCCUACUGAUAUUGAAAACAUUUCCCGUAAUCUGGGAGAAUGUGCAAUUGAUACAGAAAUCCCCUCCUCAGUUCCACUCUUACAAGCAGAAGAGGACCAGGAAACACUGAAAGAAGACAAUGCAAGCAUCAAAGACUCAACAGCAUCAGAGACUGCUGAUGCAGCUGUAAAACGGAGGAAAGUUGAUAAAAGAACAUCAAGAAGCAAAACAUUCAACUUGGCCAUAAACCUGAACAUGGGGCCUUCGGCCUCUAGCGCCAAGUUAAAUCCAUCUGUUGCAAACACUGAGGCUGAAAAGGAAAAUGCCAGUGAGAAAAACGCAACUGUGGUAGUGACAAGUGAGAAGGGCGACAGUGAUGCAAAUGUUGGGGAUGUGAGACCCCUGGUUGGUUCCAGGCUCCCCAAGACUGCCUGGACUUCUCCAGUAAGUGAUGGCUUGGAGUCCAGUGGAGAUCAUGUCACAGCAAGGAAUGAUCAGCAUCACUGCAACAACACUCUUCUGGGAGACGAAAGUGAGGUAGACAGGGUAGAACAGCAUGAAAAGGCAGAAAAUGCAAGUGAAAAAGGGCAAGCAGAAGUCCCAGGCAACAAACAAGUUCCAGAAAGCCUGGAGCAGAGCAUGGCAUCCACUUGUCUUGAGGAAGACAGUGCUGAGGUUGCAACGCAAAAACCUGAAAGCUCUGAGCAUGCAGCAGAACCUGAUGAAGAGCAGGUAGCAGCAGAGUGAGACCAGCAUAGCAAGCGGAGAUGAUACUGCCCUAACUGCUAGGCGCCAGCUUUAGUGAUUUGGAUAGCACAAGUACAGGGAAGAAACUUCCGUUGCGCUGAUCCAGACUAGCCCCCGUUGGACUUUCACCCUUCCACACCUUUUUAAUCAUCUGUAGUGACUUUGCUGAGAUCCAGCCCUUGGUUACCCUAAAAAGGCAAACUCUAAUUUAGUCAUCUUCAUGGACAGGCUGCGUCCUGUUCCUGUUUUUUAUCUGAUAUUCAGGACUGUGUUGGGGUAACAGGGAUUUUUGCACUUUGCUUUCGCUCUGCUAUGUCCCUUCGUCAAGAGAAGAGGAAAACUAAUUUGUUUCCUUGUUUGAACUGAUCAAGUAUUUAUUAAAUACAUGAUUUUUAGUGUAAGACAGCGUGACCUAAUUUGCCAUGCCUUUCUAUUACGAUGUAACUAUUUCUUAUUUUGAAAGGCUGUACCUUCCCAGAUUUAUUCCUGGCAAAGAUGCUGCUGCGUGUCUGCUUCAGAGGGCAUCAGUCAUUAUUUUUGUGACAUUUGCCUGAAAGAGAUAAGUAUAUGCAUUUCACAUCAUGUAAGAGUGUAAUUGCCUCUCCUCCUGUAAAGACAAUAGGUUUGACUUUAGACUGGGAUAAAUGCAGAGCCAAAACCUGUCUCUGACCAGUAUUAACCUUUGUGUUCAGAUGCUGUUCUCCAGGGUGCAAAGUGCCGAUUAAUUUGUUCUGUUUAUACCCUGCAGAAGUUGCUUCAUUGUGCUUGUUAGAAUUGAGAAUAUGAAUUGUCUACUGGUUUCUAAGAGAAAAAGCUUCUUCAGACUUUGUAUAAAGCUGUUCAGAGCUGCUCUUGCCCAGGUUUUUCCACCACUUUCAGACCCUUGGUAGUCUUCGCUGAUUCAAAGGCCUGCCUUCCUCGAUUGCCAGAAUAAACCAAAUAUUUGUCAUUACAUCUUUUCAGGCUCUGCCAUUAAUUUGCAGUUGCCUGUGGGGCUGUCUUUUCUGCAGGCCCUUUGCAUGAAGUUAGAUGUGUCAAAUUGAACCCACUUCCUAGUUAGGGCAGAAUUGUUUUACCAUUAAUGAUCAACAUGUCAGUGAGGGCACAGCAGAGUGGAACAUGUCUGGAAACCACUGGGCUUUGUGGGGCAGUUAAUUGAAACUUUAAUUGGAGGGGGUACGCUUGUCUGGUUCAUUUAUUUACAGCCCUCAAAAAUUUACUUUCAGACCUUGCCAGCUAUUUGCCUGCCUUAAUGUUCCUGACCUCCCCAUUAGCUAUGUUGCCUGACUGACUUACACAGUAUUCAACCAAGUCUGAAGGAGCAUUAAACAAUUUAGCACUUUCGCUCCUAGAGGUUUACACCAGAGGACCCGUUUCAUGAAGCGGAGGAAAGAGUUUCCCACAGCCAGAAGGUCUGGACUCGCUGUUUGCUCAGAUUGUUUGUUUUACUUUUGGGGCUUUUAGGUGCCUGUUGUUUUGCGUAGGAGAUGGCUAGAGGCUUGCCUGCCUUGCCAGAGAGCAGAUGCAGUAGCCUGUGCAAUGUUAAUGUUUUUCCUCUCUCUGCUACAGCUCUUAAGAAGCUUCACCUUUCAAGGAAUUUCAUCGGUGACUUGCCUUCCCAAACUGUAGGUCCUAAUCCAGCAUGCCACAUACGUGUGUGUGGCAAUAGAAGUCUGCAAGCUUAACAUCUGAUGUUCAUGGUCACACACAUGCUGGGAAAAGGCUUUGUUUUUAAAAGACUUUUUUUUUUCAUAUGGAAAAAAAGUGAGUUAAAUAGCCAAUAGAAUACGCUUAACUACAGAGAUAAAUACUUGAAGAUGUUGAGUGAAAUUCUUUCAUAAAAGAUUGAUAAGAAAUUGCUAAUGGUGGCUUUUGUACAGAUUUAUAGCAAUUUUCCUAUUUAAUGAAGUUUUCAUUGUGAAUAUGUGCUCAGUUGGGGCAUAGAUCAUAUGUGUUGUUGCAGUGGCGUAUGGUUUGUUUUUGUGUUUAAUGGGAUUUCACUGUGAGCCCUAGUCUGGAGCGCUCAAACCAAACCGUUCCCUAUCGUGAUCAGGUUUAGAGUUUCAGCCGUAGGUGUUUGCAGUGAGCUCACAGGUUGUUUUCCAGCACUCAGAGCUGUGUCACAGAGUGUGUUACAUUCAUGUCACCUAUUAAAGCAUGACUUUAAUGCA
Phalacrocorax carbo (great cormorant) is the source of this 4270-nucleotide messenger RNA. Lineage: Eukaryota; Metazoa; Chordata; Aves; Suliformes; Phalacrocoracidae. The record is from RefSeq and is a predicted model, not a curated record.